Amphimedon queenslandica is the source of this 1895-nucleotide messenger RNA. Its product is annotated as long-chain-fatty-acid--CoA ligase 1-like. Gene Ontology annotation, molecular function: long-chain fatty acid-CoA ligase activity. The record is from RefSeq and is a predicted model, not a curated record. The coding region runs from base 18 to 1820 and encodes 600 amino acids. NCBI's taxonomy places the organism in Eukaryota, Metazoa, Porifera, Demospongiae, Haplosclerida, Niphatidae. Gene Ontology annotation, biological process: fatty acid metabolic process. The transcript is spliced from 15 exons. Gene Ontology annotation, cellular component: membrane; endoplasmic reticulum.
UAAAAGCGCCCAUUGUAAUGGCGGAAAAAGAGGAAAGCAGCAGCUCGUGGAUAGAUCCCAGUCUCCUGGUUGGUCUGGGACUAGUGGCAGCUGGAGCUAUUUAUUACUUAGCUUCUAGAAGAGAGAGAGAAAGGAUAUCUGUACCUAUAGAUAACCAGAGCAUUGAAUUAUCAGGUGGGGUGAGGAUAUCAAGAUAUUGUGUCAAUGAGGAGCUGUUGGCUUACAAGUAUGAGGACUCACAGACUCUUUAUGAAGCAUUCAUGAGAGGGAAAAGAGUAUCAAAUGAUGGCCACUGCUUAGGAUGGAGAGAGACAAAAACCUCGCCUUAUCAAUGGCUGAAAUAUUCAGAAGUAGAGGAAAGGUUUAUGAACUUUGGAUCCGGUCUCAGUAAAAUUGGUGUAGCAGCAGGCCAAGAGACAUUUCUGGGAGUAUAUUCGUCAAAUUGCAUUGAAUGGACGAUUACUGAACAAAGCUGUCAUGCUUAUUCACGUAUUGUUGUGGCACUGUAUGAUACACUUGGACCAGAGGCUGUGGCACACAUCAUUAAUCAAGCUACCAUAGAGUGUAUUGUCUGUCACUCAUCUCAUGGUAACGUGAUAGCCAAUGUCUCUGGGAUGUGCAAGCAUAUAGAGGAGUCAAUUGUUCUUAGUCCUGGUGAUUGUCAUAUAUCAUUUCUGCCAUUGGCUCACAUGAUGGAGAGGUGUGUCCAGGUUGUUGUAUUUAUGAAUGGAUUAAAGCUGGGCUAUAUGUUUGGUGACAUUAAGAACUUAGUCAACGACAUUCAAGUUCUGAAACCAACCAUAUUCAUAUCAGUACCACGCCUACUGAACAGGAUUUAUGAUAAAGUGUUGAGUGGUGUCAACUCCAACAAGACAAAGAAGUGGCUUUUUGACACAGCCUUUAAAAGUAAACUAUCUGAAGUUAAAAGGGGUAUACUAAGACGGGACUCAAUUUGGGACUAUAUCGUGUUUGGAAACAUACAGAAACUGCUUGGAGGAAACGUGAGGCUAAUUAUAACAGGAUCUGCUCCUAUCAGUGAGAGAGUCGUCUACUUUUAUCAAGUGGCUUUCGGAUGCUAUAUAGUUGAAGGCUAUGGUCAAACAGAAACAUCUUCUGGUUGUACCAUGUCACUACCUGCUGAUACCACCUGUGGACAUGUUGGACCUCCUGUACCAUCAGCAAAAGUUAAACUAGUUGAUGUCCCUGAUCUGAAUUACUUUGCAUCAAACGGAGAAGGAGAGAUAUGCUUUAAAGGUCCUUCUUGCACUAGUGGAUAUUUUAAGGAAGAGGAGAAGACAAAGGCAUUGAUUGAUGAAGAUGGUUGGGUUCAUUCUGGUGAUAUUGGUAAAUGGCUGCCUAAUGGAGCACUCAAGAUAACUGAUAGAGUCAAGCACAUUUUUAAACUCUCACAAGGAUUGUAUAUUGCUCCAGAGAAAGUUGAAAAUGUCUGUAGUCGGUCUCCUUUCAUUGCUCAAAUGUUUCUAUAUGGAGACAGUCUGAGGAGCAGCUGUGUGGCUAUUGUAGUACCAGAUGAAGAAGUACUGACCCAAUGGGCAGGGGAACAUGACAAAGGAGGCAAAUCAUUUGAAGAACUCUGCACUGAUGAGGAAGUAAAGAAAGCCAUAUUUGAUGACUUAUAUAAUGUGGGGAAGAGAGAUGGUCUGAGUUCCUUAGAAAUACCUAAAGCUAUAGAACUUACCUCCACUGCAUUCUCUGUGGAGAAUGAUCUACUCACUCCAACUUUUAAGCUGAAAAGGCCAGCAGCUCGUACCAAGUAUAUGCCAGACAUUGUUGAAAUGUACUCUCAGCUCCCUGCUUAGCACUUAUAGAACAGUGCUGCUAUCCUAACUUUAAACUAUUGUUUAUAUAAUAUUGAAAACUUCUCCCUCAACUGA